This is a messenger RNA of Protopolystoma xenopodis, 845 nucleotides long. The record is from the annotation of a GenBank genome assembly. NCBI's taxonomy places the organism in Eukaryota, Metazoa, Platyhelminthes, Monogenea, Polystomatidea, Polystomatidae.
CAAAUACCCUCAAGGCUAAAUUAUGUGCCCGUGUUGACUAUCCCUAUAUGGCCGAGCUUUUAUUGGAUUCUGCCAUCCGUUUUUGGGUCUUCCUGCCAUUAGUUAUCAUAACUUUUUUAUUCGGAGUUAUCAGACAUUAUUUAACUAUUCUCCUAACUAGUGAAAAGAAGAGUGAACUGCAAACAAUUGGCGAAAGGUACUCUCUUACAUUGUAUUAUUUUCUUUGUCACGCCCUUUUACGAAGUAGGCUUUUAAGGGAAAAUGGAAGAUAUAUAUCAAAGCAGGGGUUUAAAAUGCGAAAAUUUUAUUUUAACGACAAGGACCAAGGAUACUUUAAAACAUCGCGUAGAGACACUCCUAUGAAAAAUAUCGUUACAGACCCUUCUAUGCUUACUGAUAUGCUCAAAAACAAUAUACUCAAUGUCAUCCCAAUGUUAGUUAUAGGGGGGUGGAUCAAUUGGGCUUUUACUGGUUUUCUUACAACGAAAAUUCCAUUCCCACUGACUUAUCGUUUUAAACCAAUGUUACAGCGUGGAUGUGAAACGCUUACUUCCCUUGAUGCCUCUUGGUACUUUUGUUUAUUAACAAUUUCUUCGUUUUUCAGGGUUAGUUCAGCAUCGUGGUACUUUUUAAAUAUUUUUGGAUUAAGAAGCAUGUAUGGUCUUGUGCUUGGUGCAGAUAAUGCCGCAGAUCAAUCCAGAUUGAUGCAAGAACAAGUUGCUCCUUCAAGUCAGGCUCCUCAAGACACUCAGAAGGCCUUCAAGGCCGAAUGGGAGGCACUAGAAAUGGUCAACCACCAAUGGGCCUUAGAAAGGAUUGAGUCGCGUCUAUUGGAUAGAAGAUAA